Photinus pyralis (common eastern firefly) is the source of this 1163-nucleotide messenger RNA. Its product is annotated as U5 small nuclear ribonucleoprotein 40 kDa protein. The transcript has 5 exons. Lineage: Eukaryota; Metazoa; Arthropoda; Insecta; Coleoptera; Lampyridae. Gene Ontology annotation, molecular function: protein binding; RNA binding. The record is from RefSeq and is a predicted model, not a curated record. The coding region runs from base 84 to 1124 and encodes 346 amino acids. Gene Ontology annotation, cellular component: catalytic step 2 spliceosome.
CAGCACUGUUGACAUGUCGAAUUGAGUUAACUUAACCUAAAAAAGAAGUUUGUUUACUAUUGCUAAAUUAAAUAACUGGAAAAAUGAUUUCUGAAAGUAAAAGAAAAGCGGACGAUUCGGCUUUGGUGCCAGUUUCAAAGAAAACACGUAACGAAGUCGCCGUUUCACGAAAUAAAGCGCUCUCAUCGACGACAGUAGCCCGUACUUCCAACCUAUUCGCACCCAUUAUGCUUCUAGAGGGACACGAGGGCGAGAUUUUCACAUUGGAAUUUCACCCCGAAGGACAGUAUUUAGCGUCAUCAGGGUUCGAUCGUCGUAUAUUUUUAUGGUCUGUUUAUGGAGAGUGUGAAAAUUUAUCGGUCAUGUCCGGCCAUACGGGGGCCGUAAUGGAAUUGCACUUUUCACCUGACGGCUCCCAUAUAUUCACGGCAAGCACAGAUCAUACACUUGGAUUAUGGGACAUCGCAACAGGGCAACGAGUAAAAAAGUACAAGGGACAUACCAAUUUUGUCAAUUCCUGCCAAGGUGCGAGACGCGGUCCUCAAACUUUGGUGUCAGGAAGUGAUGAUUCUACGAUUCGCUUGUGGGAUACCAGAAAACGAAAUAGCGUUUCAACAAUUAGUACCCCGUACCAGGUAACCGCCGUCACCUUUAGCGAUACCGCCGAACACAUUUACAGCAGCGGAAUUGACAAUGAAAUUAAGGUUUGGGAUAUACGAAAAAAUGAAUUAUUGUAUAGCAUGCGUGGACACGCGGAUACCGUUACCGGUAUAUCGCUAAGCCCGGACGGUUCGUAUUUGUUAACAAAUGCCAUGGACAAUACGUUAAGAAUAUGGGAUAUAAGACCUUAUGCACCGCAAGAACGCUGUGUCAAAGUAUUUACAGGACAUUUGCAUAAUUUUGAAAAAAAUCUUGUACGGUGCUCUUGGUCGGCUGAUGGGAGUAAAGUGAGCAGUGGUUCAGCUGAUCGUUACAUGUACAUUUGGGACACGACCUCUCGCCGAAUUAUAUACAAAUUGCCUGGACAUAAUGGGAGCGUUAAUGAUGUGGAUUUUCAUCCUAAUGAAACAAUAAUUGCAUCUGGUUCAAGUGACAAACAAAUUUAUUUAGGCGAGAUCGAGUAAUAUUACAAGAUAUUGUGAAUAAAUAAUUUCUUAAUUUUC